Messenger RNA from Rhizophagus irregularis DAOM 181602=DAOM 197198, 868 nucleotides. The record is from RefSeq and is a predicted model, not a curated record. Lineage: Eukaryota; Fungi; Glomeromycota; Glomeromycetes; Glomerales; Glomeraceae.
AUGGAUUUAAGAAAAUAUUUACGACUAAAUCAUAGUAAAUUAACGUGGAAAGGAAGAUUUGAAAUUAUUAAUAAUAUAGUCAAUGCACUUCAUGUUAUUCAUAGUGAGAAUGCAAUUCAUAGAGAUUUACAUUCCGGAAAUAUAUUAUGUUAUCAACAUAUUAAUUUUUGGACUAUCAGUGAUUUUGGGUUUUGUGGACCUGUUGAUAAACCAUUAAAUAGUAUAUAUGGAAAUCUUCCUUAUAUAGCUCCCGAAGUUAUUGUAAAAAUGAAGUAUUCUUUUGCGUCUGAUAUCUAUAGUAUUGGUAUGCUCAUGUGGGAAAUUUCAUCUGGACAACCACCUUAUGCUAAUAUUGAUCAUGAUUAUUAUCUUGCAAUGAAUAUAGUACAUGGGAUGAGGCCAAAACCAGUUCUAGGAAUUCCCUUAGAAUACAAAAUAUUAAUGGAACGAUGUUGGGAUGCUGACCCAGCAAAAAGGCCUGAUAUUAAUAAUUUUAGUCAUGAAAUUCACCAAAUAUUAAAAUCGUAUAAUCAAAAUGAAAAUAAUGAAUACAGCACAAAUAUUUAUAAUUCACAAUUAAAUCUUAGUAUAAGUCCUAGUUCCGGUUCUAUUAAUUCUUCGAUCAGGACCUACCUUAGUAAAACACAUAGUUUUAAAUAUUUACCUGAACCAAGAAAUGCUACUAAAGAACAAGAAGCCUAUUAUAGUUUACAAAAUGAUCUUAGUCUUCCAGACAGUAUGUAUACUGUAAAUAAUAUUUAAUUUCUUUUUUACAAAAUCCGCAUAGACGAUGCGGUCUUGCUAUAUUAUUCUGAUUUAUUAUAUGCAAUAUAAAAUAUUAAAAUAUUGCAAUAUAUUUGUAUAAAAU